Messenger RNA from Protopolystoma xenopodis, 603 nucleotides. Lineage: Eukaryota; Metazoa; Platyhelminthes; Monogenea; Polystomatidea; Polystomatidae. The record is from the annotation of a GenBank genome assembly.
GGUCAAGAGGAAGGCCGUCGUCUUCUGGUGGCACUGACCAUUGAAUCCCUUCACCCAACACUUUCACUCGAAAUUGAAGUAAGCUACCGUCGUCUUCUGGUGGAACCGACCUUCGAAUCUCUUCACCCAACACUUUCACUCGAAGUGGAAGUAAGCUCAAGUCGUCUUCUGGUGGAACCGACCGUCGAAUCGCUUCACUCAACACUUUCACUCGAAAUGGAACGUCACCGUGAAUGUUCCAGUAAAGCCAAUCGACAGCUGGUCAAGAGGAAUUCGCCGUCGUCUUCUGGUGGAACCGACAAAUCUUCCAGUAAAGCCAAUCGACAGCUGGUCAAGAGGAAUUCGCCGUCGUCUUCUGGUGGAACCGACCUCCGAAUCUCUUCACCCAACACUUCCACUCGAAAUGGAAUAAAGCCAAUCGACAGCUGGUCAAGAGGAAUUCGCCGUCGUCUUCUGGUGGAACCGACCUUCGAAUCCUCGCGUCAGCAUGAAUCUUCCAGUAAAACCAAUCGACAGCUGGUCAAGAGGAAUCCGCCGUCGUCUUCUGGUGGAACCGACCUUCGAAUCUCCUCAACCAACACUUUCACUCGAAAUGGAAGUUAA